AUGAACGCAACAAGCAGCUCGGGGGGUUUUCUGGGUUCCGCAAAUGUCGCCACCUUCGCGUAUGGUGUCGGAGCUAUGCUAGGAAUUCUCCUCCUGAUCACCGCCGUCAUCUUUGUCUCAUACUAUUACCACUGCAGCAGGAGGACUCACGCGCAAUCACAUGCACUACCGCAAAGGAACGUCCUGCCGCCACCCGACGACCCGGAGUUUUAUGUUGUUGAUGUGGGGCUUGAUGAGGCCACCCUUCAUAGCUACCCAAUGCUAUUCUACUCCGAGGUCAGGGUCAAAAAUAAGGACGCCACCACCACCACGGCCACCUGCUGCUCCAUUUGCUUGGCAGAUUACAGGGGCAGUGAUAUGCUCCGCCUGUUGCCGGAUUGUGGCCACCUCUUUCACCUCAAGUGUGUUGAUCCGUGGCUGCGGCGGAACCCUACCUGUCCAGUCUGUAGAACUUCUCCAAUCCCGACACCCCUCUCCACUCCUCUGGUUGAAGUGGUUCCUUUGGCAAGCCAAAGGGUUCAAUGA
Molecule: messenger RNA, 525 nt
Organism: Ilex paraguariensis (yerba mate)
Lineage: Eukaryota; Viridiplantae; Streptophyta; Magnoliopsida; Aquifoliales; Aquifoliaceae
Source: the annotation of a GenBank genome assembly